Cephus cinctus (wheat stem sawfly) is the source of this 6009-nucleotide messenger RNA. It is a transcript of the gene Mbs, whose product is annotated as protein phosphatase 1 regulatory subunit 12A. Gene Ontology annotation, molecular function: enzyme inhibitor activity; phosphatase regulator activity; protein kinase binding. Gene Ontology annotation, biological process: signal transduction. NCBI's taxonomy places the organism in Eukaryota, Metazoa, Arthropoda, Insecta, Hymenoptera, Cephidae. Bases 454 to 3576 code for a protein of 1040 amino acids. The record is from RefSeq and is a predicted model, not a curated record. The transcript is spliced from 22 exons. Gene Ontology annotation, cellular component: cytoplasm.
GGGAUUUUCGCCGGUGAAUCAGGGGGAAGUGUGCACAGCACUGGCUGUAGGUCGCAUCGGGUACGGGGCGGCCAAGAAUAGCAAAGAGCACGCGAAUCUAGCCGUCGUGUGGCCGACAGAGCAGCAAAGAGUGACCGCUCCCUCCAUAGCGUGAGAGUGAUAAAGAGGGAUUCCUAAACCUUCGAGAUUUAACGAGGUGAUAUAUUAAAAGGAGGUGGACGAAUCGCCGCGUACGUCGCUCUUGUAUAUGGGGCCAGGAGACGGCCGAAAACCAUUUCGCCGAGUUAAGUCGCGCAAGGUGAAGUGACCGUGUGAAGUGGUUAUACGAAGUGUAAGAAGAGGAGGUAGUGGCGGUGGAGGAGGCCGAGGGUUCGGUAAGCGUGGAGGAGAGGCGACCCAGGGCGAAGUGGUUAUAAUAGUGACCGAGUGAUCGGCUGAGAGUUUUGCGAACCAAUGUCUAUCGAGACUCGUUCGAGCUCGGCUCUCUUUAAGAGGGCCGAACAGCUCAAGCGAUGGGAGCAAUCCGAGACUAAUCGGGAACCGGCCCAGCCGCGGCAAGUGGCACGCAAGAUCAAGUUUUCGGCGGACUGCGUGUUUCUCGCGGCGUGUGCAGCGGGCGAUAAGGAUGAGGUCGUCCGCCUCUUGCAAAAGGGAGCGGACAUUAAUACAGGAAACGUCGACGGGCUCACAGCCCUGCAUCAGGCAUGCAUCGACGACGAUUUGGAUAUGGUGGAGUUCCUGGUGGAACAAGGAGCGGACAUCAAUCGUGGCGACAACGAAGGCUGGACGCCUCUUCACGCUACAGCAUCCUGCGGAUUCAUAUCGAUCGCAAAAUACUUAAUAGAGCAAGGAUGCAAUUUGGCAGCCGUCAACAACGACGGCGAGCUGGCCCUCGACAUCGCGGAAAGCGACGAGAUGGAGGAUAUGCUCCAACAACAUAUAAAUAAAGCAGGUAUAGAUUGCGAUCAAGCCAGAAGCGAGGAGGAAAGGUCAAUGUUGAAUGAUGCAAGAGCUUGGCGAUCAGGAGUACCGGGCAAGGAUAACGCUCAUCCGAGGUCCGGGGCUACGGCUCUCCACGUCGCUGCUGCCAAGGGCUACCUCAAAGUCAUGAACGUAUUGCUGCAGGCACGCUGUGAUGUUAAUGUUCAGGAUUUUGACGGCUGGACGCCUUUACACGGUGCAGCCCAUUGGGGUCAACUGGAAGCCUGCAAACUCCUGGUGGAGAAUUUCUGUGAUAUGGACAUUAAGAAUUAUGCUGGCCAAACCGCUUUCGACGUGGCUGAUGCCGACAUUCUCAAAGCUCUUGAGGAGUUGAAGAAGAAGCAACAAGUCAUGCUGAAGGAUCAUCCGCAAAUCAAUAACAAGAAACAACCGUCAAUACCAAAGAAACGUGUAUCUACGAAUAAUGAAAAUGCGGUUGUCACUCAAGAGGGUGUGGAAACGUUCGAAGAAGAAACCCCGAAUAAGGUGAAGAAGGUUGAAUUAGAAAUUCAAUCUGACAAGGAAGAUUCGAGUGCAGCGACAAACAGUGAUGUUGAAGGCGGCGCUGAAACAGACAUGGACGCCAGUGAUGGUGAGGGUGAUUCUGAGACUAGCUCAGAUUCGCAUACCUCAAGUCGUUCAGAUCAAUCUAAUAAAUCCAACCAAUCGGACCACUCGGCAUGUCUGACCGACGACGAAAAGAAGAAUAGAGUGAAUAGAGACGAAACAGCAUCUCACAGUCCAUCAUCAACCAUUGAAAGCAACAAAGUUCCUAAUCAGGCUCCGAUAUUGCCACCGAAACAACAGACUGAGAACAAUGAAGAUGGAAGUAUACCAUCAUGGCGACGCUCGGGUUCGUUCAGAAGUAGAAAUCAAGACACGGAGGCUACAAACUCCAUAACUACGAGACUAGAGGACAAGGAAAAAUCUGUUCCAAAGUCUCCAACCUCGCCGAAUAAAAUAAAUGUGGACCAGGACGUUCCUCUGAGAAGAACCCAUAGUUUUGAGACAGACGAGAAGUUCUAUGAGCAGUACUUGGCAUUGCGAGCCCGCAUCAAGGCGUCCUCCUGCCCUACUCUCCAUCGCUGCAAUCCAGCUACUCCCACUCAUACCAACGCUACGACCACUCGUUCUGCGUCCCUACGCGAGACUCACAGGAGAAAGGAGGUGAAGUUGAAUUUAGAAUUGUCAAGGGUGCCUCAAGGAAGCAAUACAUCUUCACCGACUUCGGUGUCUAAUAAAUUGCUGUCAUCCCCUACACUACCAGCUAGUACUACCACUUCUACUGCCACAACGACUACUACUACGAGUCCUGUUUCAACCAAUCAGAUACGCAGCGUUCAGCCAGUGGAAACAACAGCAGCAGUUGUAUCACCAGCAAACAAUACCACGGGAACUCCUGUGACCCCGACCACACCGGGCGGGAGCAAGCUCAGUCCAGGAAAUAUCUUCAAGAAUUUCUUCAAAUCCUUCGUACCUCCAGUUCGUGACGAGGAGAGCGAAACGCAGAGGAAAGCCCAUGCAAAGAGAGUACGAGAAACACGACGCUCCACUCAGGGCGUUACCCUGGAUGAGAUCAAGAGUGCGGAGCAACUGGUGAAGAAGAAACAGCAGCAAAACAAUGAGACGACCACUGCCACUCCCGUGCCUUCGACACAGCCCGCAGCUUCUGUCAGCAACACAGCCUCAAUCACAGCUACGAUAACAACAGCUACUCCUACCACCGUGACAGCAAACAAAUCCUCCGAAGAAACUAACUUGCCUGAGAGACGGCCCUCUUGGAGGCUCAGGGUAGAUAAUGGAAGCAAGUUCCAGCUAGAGGAUGCAAAUAAUAGAUCGGCCGACACUGCUACGGCAUAUAUCAGAAGACCAUCAGGUGGGACCAGUGUGCCUAGACCAAGUUCUGCACCCGUAGAGACAAUCACGGCUAGCACAGCCGAAACAACAGUUACUUUACCUCUUAGACGACCCUUGAAGCCUCCUGAAGAUAAGGAACAAGACAAGGAGAAUGACAGCAGGAAUGCACAGGCGACUCAGGCUGUUAUCCAGAGGAGACGGAGACCCAAGAGAAGAUCCACCGGUGUUGUCCACGUCGACAUGGAUGAAAUUGAUCCGGAAAGACAAGAUACAUCGGCCGGUGGUGACUACGAUGAUUCGAAGGUCAACCACAACGAGAGCGGUACCGAGCGUUCCGGAAGAUCCAGUAGACUUGGAUCUGUCUCGUCAGUAUCCUCUGAUGCACCUACGGCACCUGCGAGGACGAAAUCGGUAACUUCGGAGAAUGGAGAGCUUGAUUAUAAGAAGCUCUACGAGGAAUCACAAGCUGAGAACGAGAGACUCAGGGAGAAGUUACGUCGUUCCGACGAGCAGCUUAAGGAAACUAAAGGUCUAUUGGAUAAGGCGCAAACUGCCCAAAAUAAGAGUUCCCUCUCCGAGGCUGAGAAACGGGAGAGGAGGGCUAUGGAGAGGAAACUCUCUGAGAUGGAGGAAGAACUCAAGCAAUUGCAAAAGCUCAAAGCUGAAAAUGAGAGAUUGAAAGCCGAAAAUCGGGCACUUACCCGCGUCGUAUCCAAACUCACCAAUACUACUAAAUAGAUGAUGGAGCAACUCAAGUGCGAAAACCAGAGGCUAAAGGAUGAAAACGGUGCCUUGAUCAGGGUGAUCAGUAAGCUGUCCAAGUAACUCCAGCGAGCCCGGCUGAAGCCUACGUAAAAGAAAAAAGGAAAAAAAAACCGUUUUAUCUAAGUUGUAUUAUUUUAUCUAAGUUAUUACACGAUAAAUAACCAUUUUAACGAUACAUCAUUAUCAUUAUGUUUAUUAUUACUAUGACUAUUAUUAUUAUUAUUUACGACAUAUUGCAGAUGGAUUGAUCUUUUUUGUGUUAGUUAUUUUAUUUAUUAAAGGAGAAUCAGUUACUCUCGUGGCUGUGCCGAGUGUAUGAAACGGGACGGCGAUCUUGAAUUAUUUUAUAAUCCGAAAUCGAGAUGCGAUGUCGAAAGCAAAAUCGAAGGAAGUAAAUGAAAUUUAGAUAAAGAAUAUCCAAGAGAUAAAUUCGUCUAUUUUAAAGUCGUCUCGAGUCUGUAUUAUUCCGUCUACGAGUCACUGACAAUAUACACGUGCAGUUUGACAAUGUCUGGCCAAAGUUUUUACAGGUUAUGCGAUAUAUCGGCUGAACUGCCUGGAUUUUCUCUCUCUGUCUAUCUCUCUCUCUUUCUCUCUCUCUCUCUCUCUCUCUCUCUCUCUCUCUCUAUAAUUUUACCUUGAUUAUUCGGCUUGGCCGCCAAACACUUUUUCUAUACUAAUUAUAAUAUUACCGAACUUGACCUCCUCUAUUAUUCUUGCGAGAUCAUUAUUAUACAUUACCAGAGCUGUUUUACUCUGUGUUCGAUCGUAAGCCAGGGCGAUAUUGUAGUAUAUAAACAUGUAGAUAUUUUCGAAUAUACCGGCAGCGUAAUGUACGUAAUGCUUAAGCGAACAUCGCACGAUUCCAGGACACUCAUAAUUGUCUUCUCGGAAAGUUUGCUGGCUCAAAAGCUAGUAAGAUAGUUGAGACCUUAAGAAAGUUGUGGAUAUCCUUGGGAUACAGCAGUAUAGUCUAUUGGAGUUUGUACUUCUUUUAUAUGUUGCGUGUCGGGAUUCGAAUGAUCUACGUGGAAAAAUAAAAGAGAAUCAGCCACAUGGUGUACAGUUCGGACCUGUUACUGAUAUACAUUAUUACAUAAAAUAUAUGCGUACAUAUAUCGCGUACGCGAAUGUAGAGUAGUACGAGGUAUUUUCUCCAAGAGUCGAUCUUCGCUACUCGAAGUGGCCUUUUUCUCAGAAGACUGCAGUUAUAUAAACGUUUUCACUCGUUGCCACUAAUUAGAGAAUGAUACAGCUAAGCGGCGUGACUUUAAUGCGUUAGUUGAACCAGGAGUCUUCAGUACGGCCAUAUUUCUUUUUUUUUUACAAAUAUGGCCUACGGUUCAAUUGUGAUAGGAUGCGUACGCGCUGCUUACAAAUGGAGGAUUGAGCAGUCCUUCCUUUUGAAAUUUUUUCCCUGGUUUUGAAAUGUUGCAAUUCUUGUCCUUUGCUCUUUUCUUCGUUGUCAAAAAAAAAAAAACAAGCGAAUACUUCCAGUGCGGUUGACUCCUUCCGGGAUUUCAGAAGAAGCAAUGAACUUUAGUUGAUAAGUCCUUUAUACCUUGGCCGGAUAUUACGUUCCCAUCAUUGGUCAAUUAUUCUCAAUGGUUGUCGUGAAUAAACGUAAAGUGAUAUGUCUUCGCAGAGUCGUUCUUCUAUCGUCAGUCGAUAUUCCUGUGGAUGAAACUUAGCGAACGGGGUGAUUAUUAUACCUGAACGCGACUUCUAUGUAUAGGGAAUACUGGUAUAGGAUAUGACGUAAUUGGAGAAACUGCAAUUGAUACGUUUCUAGUGACAUUGUUGUAAAGAAUUGUAAGAAAAAAUAUCAGUGUAGUUGUUUCAUAUUGAAGUUUGUUACAAAAUAACAUAAUUUAGCGUAACCUUUAUUUAGUAUAAAGAUAGGUAGUCACCUCCCCAUUGUACUGUAUUAUAUAAUAGUGAUAUCCAUGUGCUUAUUGUACUAUAUAACUUUUAAGUGUUCACAGACGCGUUAUAUAUUGUCGCAGUCCUUGCGAAAUUAUCAUCGCCGAUAUACGACACCCGUUAUUAUUGUAUAGCUGUGUUAUAUCAGAAAAAAAAAAAUGAAAUGAUUAACGAUAUAUAACGUAGUAGUGCGCGCAGGUCGAUCUUUAUCAAAUAAUGUACACGGCGUAAUUUAACCGAUGUUGAUUAGUAAUUCUUAAUCGUAAAUAUUAAUUUAUUGAAGGCGUAACAACGAUCGGUAAUAAUUAAAAGCGUAACUAAUUGCAUUAAUUUUUUCUCGUUCAAACGAGACACGUAGUCCGCUGGAAGUCUUCUAGUUACUUAAAGGAUAAACGAAAGAAAGUGAUGAAAAAAAAAAAACAAAAAUUGAAAAAUAUAUAUACAUAUAUGUAUAGCAUAUAGAGGCGUAAGAAAAAUUAAUAA